This is a messenger RNA of Thamnophis sirtalis, 2331 nucleotides long. The record is from RefSeq and is a predicted model, not a curated record. NCBI's taxonomy places the organism in Eukaryota, Metazoa, Chordata, Lepidosauria, Squamata, Natricidae.
AUGAGCUCCUGGGGAAAUUUUUUCCUCCGAUGGCUGGGAAAGGAACGCAAGAAAGGCAAGACUCGGAGGAAGACGGAAAAACGCGUUGCGCGGAUUCAAGAGGACACAUUUGGCCGGGCUACCGUCCGUAGUCUGGGGGGCUUCACCCUGGGGAUGACCCUCUCUGCAGCCUAUGGGGCCUUGGUCAUUUUUGGCCAAGGCUACAGCAUUUGGUACUGCCUGGUGUCCACCAUUACCCUGGCCAUCGUCCUCGGCCUUGGCAUGGCGUUUUCCUUCAAAGUCCGAGUGACCGUCCUCCUUAUCCUUCCUCAAUUCUUUUCCAAAGAGGGCAAGGCGGUUCUUAUACUCCUGGCCUUCGGGAUGGCGAUGGAAGGACCCUUUGCCAACAUCGUCCGUAACUUCGUCCGGAGCGCCGACACCGUCUCGUGUGGCGCUGAGCUGGCCCUCAACCAGACGGCGGAAAUGCUGCAGCGAGCUCGCGAGCCUCUGAUCACUCACUGCAUGCGCAACGUUUGGUACUUCCUUCUCCACAUGGGGGACGUUUGCAACGACGAGAUGGGCCGGCCGUAUCAGAAGUGCCUCCGCAUCUUCGACAGUGCCAAGGACAAGUGCGAGAGGGCCAUCCCUUUCCUCUCCUUUCUCUGCUACGUCGUACUUCUCUUCAAGCACCUCUGCGGAUUGGCAAACAUCCUUCUGGUUUUCUGUAUCAUCCCGGAUUACAUCGUACCGUUUCUGCGUCGCAGAGUGGCAGAACCCGUGGUGGCCAUGCUGAACCGCGUGCGUGCCGAGUUCGAAUUCAACAUCACCACCAUCCACCAGUACCAGGUGAGCUUCAACGCCAGCAAGAAGCUCUCGGAGGUGGCCUUCGACAUCAUGGAGGAAGUGUCCGAGCGUCUGCAACCGGCACGGGAAGCGGUGGGACUUUUCGGCUACAUGUCCACUCUGGUGAUGCUCUACAUGUACCUCGGGGCUCUCCUGUACCGAAAACAUUACCUCCACGAGGACAGUUUUGACAACAUCUACAUCACCAAACCCUUCCUCGAAAUGGACGCCGUUCGGAGGAAAAACAAGCUCCCGUCUGUGCUGCCCUUAUCGCCGAAGGAAAGCACCAAGUACAUCCGACCCACCUCCAUGGUGUUACCACGCAAGGAGCAGAUCGCCUACGCCCUGGCCCUGGCCCGUAUCUGUCGCCAGUUUAUCCUGGUGAUCCUGCUGAUUGUGGCGGACUUCUCGGUCUACUGGCUGCUCGACUUGGUGCGCUACCAUCUGGUGGGCGAGAUCGUCGCGAGAGCUCCGGUGAUCACCACGAUCAGCGUGAAUGGCUCUGGCUACACCAGUGAACUGUAUCGCGACAUGGUCUCCACCUUCGACGUGCUCCAGGAAGGGAAUAUCAGUGUGGUGUCCCCCAAAUGCCGCCUGCACCCGUCGGAGCCCGACUACGACGGUUACCUCGUGAUCGGUCUCAUGUACGGGGUCUGUUUAUUCAGCGCCAUUUUCGGCACCUAUAUACAACGUACCCGGCGAGUUCUUUGCGCAUGGUAUUAUCCCUCUCGGGAACGGGAACGGGUCUGCUACCUGUACAAUACGAUUUUGACUCGAAGGACCAAUCUUAUGAGAGCUGUGCUUCGGGCCGUACGGCAAAACUCCGCGGAUGAAGGACACCGUAAUAUUCUACUCAUCUUUGCAUCCAAGUUCCGCCUGUGUCGUUGGUUGGUGAAGAAGUUGGGGAUCCACGAGGCGUAUUGCAUGGGCUGCGGGAAGCUGCAGAGGGGGGCGGACAGCGAGGACUUUGUGACGUGCAUCACGCCGGCGUGCCGAGGGAUAUACUGCCCCGAAUGCUACAGGAUCCUCAACAAUACCUGCUCCAUCUGUAUGGCCCCCCUGACGUACCAGGGUGAUAUAGAUGAGGAAAUAGAUUCGAGUGACGAGGAGGCGAUGGUACUCUGGACGAACGCGGUCCAUGCGCUACGCGGAGUCCCCGAUGAGAAACGACAGAAGCAGCGCCGGUUGCUGAAGACCCGGAUCCUGCGAGCGGUGAAAGGGGAAGGCGGGUGCCGCGCGUUGCCCGCACAGCUGGCGAGGAAAAUCCUGGCACAAUUGAAAGAGGAGGAAGAGGAGGAGGAAGAGGAGGAGGAGAAAAGUAGUGAAAGCGAGGAAGAGUCAUCCUCCAGUUCAGACGACGAGAGCAGCACGUUGAGUUCGGACACAAGUCAUCUUGACUUCAGUUACCAAAACGAGGCCGAGAUGAGCAGCGGCGAGGAAUUAGAAGAGGUAAAAACCGAGCCAAAACUUCGCUCGGAUCGAGUGGGAAAGAGAGCCCGAAAAAAAUGA